Messenger RNA from Dunckerocampus dactyliophorus (ringed pipefish), 4942 nucleotides. It is a transcript of the gene cfap221, whose product is annotated as cilia and flagella associated protein 221. Gene Ontology annotation, biological process: cilium movement; cilium assembly. The record is from RefSeq and is a predicted model, not a curated record. The transcript is spliced from 26 exons. Gene Ontology annotation, cellular component: cilium. The coding region runs from base 2275 to 4527 and encodes 750 amino acids. Lineage: Eukaryota; Metazoa; Chordata; Actinopteri; Syngnathiformes; Syngnathidae.
CGCAGUACAUAGUUGGGUCCAGAUGUAUUUAAACCAGGCCUGCCCCCAGCCUUCACAUUGGUCCUCCCCUAGGCAGCUGUGGUCAUCACAUCUCUAGGACGUAAUUGACCCAUUAAAAGCUAUUUUUAUAUUAUUUGACUAAGUUGAACCUGAGUUUAUUUGCUGUGGACAUCACAAUUACAUUGGACAGACCAGAUACGUUGUUUGAGUGUUUUAGCACCUGUGCUAAUUUGCAACACUUGUCCACAGUUCAGUUAGGUGCAUGUUUUGUAGUAGUGUACAUACGAAUGCAUGGUAAAACAAAUUUCUAAAAAAACAAGCUAACAAAGUGUCCAGGCUGGAAUUGAGCCUGUGUCCUCUGCUUUAAAAGGUAGCCGCUGUACUGUCAGUCAACAUGAUAAGGAGCGUGGCAGCUUACUCGUCUCUUUUUCUCUCUCCUGCCUCGGCCUGACAUGGUGCUCUCUGCCUCACGGCAUAUGGCGAUGCACAUCCUUUGUGCGUUUGCAAGAAUAUACUUUUUUCACCUUUUUCACACCACUGUAUGUGGCACCACUAUGGGUUUGAAAUCAAACAGACAAGAAGUGUAGACGUUCACCUUUUAAUUUACGACGAUUCACGCAAAUGUGUUAUUCACCAUUUAGGAAUUGCGGUCAUACAGUGAGCUGUAUCCGUGGGCUCCAGACUUCUGUCAGUCAUUGCCUGCAAAGCAUUGUCAUCAAAGUAUAAUGCUUAUAUUUACAAUUAUGUCACCUUGUCCAAAUGGUGGGACUUUGCAUAAAUUGCAAGUAUAUUUAUUGUGGAUGUCUUAACUGUGAAUGUCGACAGUUCAAUCCUGUUUGCUGUUUUACUUCAAGUCCAUUGAAGGGCUGCAUCCAGGAAAAAAAAAAAAAUCACAAAAACGCUGUCUCUCAAUUGUCCAAACUGACAUGAGAUAUUUCAAACAUACUGUCUAAUCUUCUGUAUAAUCUACUUUAGUGUAAUGUCAGUAUUCAUGACUGCAUUGUGGACCAACCAGCUGUUUACUCUGCACAGGAAUCUAUAAUGCAUCAAGGUGCGCUGCUGCGUUCUCAAGGGGUCCUCUGGCUGUCAGGUGACCUGUAGAACAAGGCAGCAGGGAGAGCUGGGUGUGACGAGACCCACUCUGGCUGAUGGAGCCUUGAUGCUGCCGGCGCCGACUGGCAAGAUGCCGGCUCAGCCUCCACCUCCUCCACCGCCUCCUUAUCUCCUGCUGGACCUGCCAAUGCAUCCUCUGAUUGAACACAUGUACAUCGGCCAACACCGUUGGUCGCAUUGAACAGUUUGUACCUCUCCGUUCAUGAAAGCGUAGAGGAGAGCCACCGCAAAACCCUUGGAAUCAUGAAGGAAAGGAAAGUCACCUUCCAUACGUGUCAUGCGUGAUUUUACAUGCACCUCCUUUUACCUGCAUGGAUGACAGAGCCAGCUCCACAAAGGUCCAGAUCUUAAACAUUAAGCUGCUGACUUCAACAGGCAAGAAAACAAACAGGACGUACUGCAGACCAAACAAGACCACCAGGAGAAAAGUGGAUUUGAUCAACUUCCUGGUGAAAAGAAAAAAAUUUGAUACAGUUCUUGAUCUUGUUGUGCAGGAGAGUGUAUGAGGCACCUAACACUUACUUAUAGCGACUGAAUUCAUUCCUCUGUGCAUCUGGCAUCCUCAGUUUGCUUGCCAGGAUCCUCAGAAUACCCAAGAAGAAGAGAAGAUUCAUCUAAAUAAACAAAAACACGAAUCACCGCUGCUGGACCAGCGUCUUAAGGCACGGUAUAUCUUAAAAAGGAAGGAAUGGUUUACAAAAAUAGUUAGCAGAACUGGCACUCGGAGUAUCCACCAAAUCCACUCGUGUUUCCUUGUUUCCCAACAGCUGGGGGGAAAAAAACUUUAGUACGUCAGAUGUACAUGGAAGACUGAAUGAAAUUGAUUCUUACCCUUCAUCCUCAUAAAAAUACUUGGCACAACCCCAGGACACGAUAACCAUCAGCGGGUCUCAUACCCCAGCUGAGUACGAUGUACCAGGCCAGGUGCGUCUUCAGGGAGAAGAGGGAGCGGUUCACCAGGGUGAAGAGGAAGUGUCCCUCCACCAGCAGCCAGCUGUAGUUGGCCAGGAUGGAGUAGUUGGACAACAUAAGAGCGACUUUACACGACACCUGUCCAGCAGAGGAGAUAAGGUGUUUAAAAUUAGCAUACCUCUGGAUCCUUUGCUGUCCUCCAGCCGCCUGUCACCUUUGUCGUUUGGCUGACCCUUGACCCCCUGGACAAUGGCCGUCUCAACCCCAGUGAUGUGUGCAGAUACCCUCGGAAGUGGAGCACCUCUGCCUCUGAGGCAGCUGGUGGAGGAAGGAAGGAGUAGCGUCCCAAACCACCUAUUGGAAUCCAAAGUCUAUUUCAAAGAGAAGAGCAACAGCCUGAUCGAAGUGGAUCCUCCUGAAAUUCACUUCACUGGCUUCAAGCUGGAGAAGGACUACGUGAAGAGUGUGAAACUAAUCAACAUCUCAUCGAGAGUGCUGAAUAUUCAUAUCAUCCCCACCCAAACCAAGCAUUUCCGCACAACCUACGCCAAAAAGUAUCGGCUCAUUCCUGGCCUCGCCUACACAGUGAAGGUCAGAUUCUGUCCUCGCGAGUGGGUUCGUGUGUCUGACUGCAUUCGGGUUCACUGCGAGGCGGACCAGAACCUCUUAAUUCCAGUUCAUGCUUACCCCUCCAUGGCUCAUGUCCGCAUCCCAUCGCGCAUCGACUUACCAGCUACCCCACUUGGACAGAGCGUGAGCCAUGUCAUUCCGCUGAGCUGCAGAUCUCCCAGCGAUUUGGAGUUCCAUGUGCACCUGAUUGAGCCGCACGAGGCCUUCUCCAUCUGUCCACUCACCGGUGUGAUCCCAGCCAAUGGUCAAGUGAAGAUCACUGUUACCUUCAGACCCUGCCGCUAUGAGACUAGUCAUGUCACUGUCCGGCUGGUUGUCUCACAGUUUAACACGAAAUCCUACCUCUGUACCAUCACUGGAUGCUCCGCCCCUCUCCUCGAUCUCAGGAAGCUGGAUCGUCAAGGCACGUCUGCUAAAAGUAAAGGGUCUUUACCAGCUAUCCAGGUGUCUCCUCGGAUUAAAACACAAAGUCCAGUCAAACAAAUGUCCACCAAGGAUGGCAUCAAAGCAAAGCCAAAACCAAAACCUCUGGUGGAUCCUUCCACCCAUGCAGGGGUGGCAAAGAUGCUGCAGAAGGACAUCAGCAAACUUUGCGCUGAACACCCGAGUCAGGGUGUGCUGAACAGGCAGAAGAAGGAGGCUCUCUUCUUGAAAAAAGUUCAACAAAAUGUUAAAGAAGAGCGAACCAAUCGCCUGCGCGUACAAGUCCAUCGGGGUAAAGACCCAGUGACGGAGGCAACCAGGUGCCAGGUGCUGAAGGAAAGAGAGGCUGCAUUACAUCAGUACAAGGUCAGGAAGGGAGAAGUAAGAAAGGAGGAUGACUUCACCAGUGGACCACCAAAACUUUACUCUGUUCGGCUGAUAUGUGACGCUGGGCAGACCCCCAUGGGAGUCCCUUCCUUCCAGUUUCACCCCAGCUUUCAGUGGGAGCUUAAACAGAGGGCCCUAAAACUGUUUCAGCAGGCAGCACGCAAGGUUGUGAUGCAGUGUCGCAUGAAGCGGACACUGUCCUUGUGGACUAAACUACCAGAUGCUGCAGCAAGCUCACUCUCGACACAGAAAGUAGAAGACGAGGAGGCAUGUGUGAUGAAGAUCCCCUCAGACAGAAUCUUUCCUUCUUCCUUUCCACUUUGCGCAGAUGACGAUGAUUCGCUGGCUCUUGACUUCACUGCUGUUCCUGUGGAUGCCGUUGAUGUGAGAGUGACAACGCACGUUCCGGCCUUCAAGCUCCAAGUUCCUCUGUACUACAAGAUUAUGGAAUACCAGCCUGUGUCAGCCUGGGAGGCCUUUAAUUCCUUCAUCCCCACUACCUUAGCCCGGCCACUUCGCACUGAAGACCCUGAAGAUGGCUCUCAGUCCCCCACACCAGGGGAGGAGGAAGAGCAAGAUGCCAACGACCUUAACUUCACUUUCCCGAGUGUUCUCCUUAAACCCGUUCACGCACACCCACUCAGGAUCUUUAACCCUGCUCCUGGCCUCCAGUCGUACAAACCCACCCCUAAAUACCUUGAAAGUGAUGUGGACUUCCAUCUCUGCCCGCUUCCUCGUUAUUCAACCGCUGAGGGCUACACAAGUGGGAUGGAGUCACAAACUUUGCACACACAGCCUCUUGAACCAAAGGGAGCGAUCACUGGAUUGAAGACAUGGGACAAAUUUGACUUAAUCACGGCAACAUGUUUGUCCAAACAUGCUGCCUCGACAACCAACAUCCUAAAUGGUUCGGCUGACUAUAAUAACGACAUCCUUCCAGUCACAUCACCUGCUGCUUUCACCCAACUUCCUGCCCAUCUCCCAGGAGGCACGGACAAAAAGUGUGACUCAAACCUGACCCCGGAGAUGAUCAGGUCAGAAUUUCUCUCUGGUCUUCAGUGACAACCUUCCCCAGGCAGAGCAGAUGCGGAGCAGUGCACAAGCUCAGCACAGAUCACAGCUUGUCGAAGCCAACCUACCAACCUUCUUUUUCCUUUCCUGAUUGAAAACACAGGUGCACCAAGCGAAGACGAGCCUAAUUAUCCCAAUUCAUCUUACCCCCUCCAUCCAAAUCCUGUUCAGGGUCACACAGAAGCUGCAGUCAGUCAGUGAACACAUCACAGGACUGACACAUAUUGACAGAGAGCCGUUCACGCUUAGUUUAAUUUAUACUCUCCAGUGAACGUAGUACUGUUGGAAAAAUGUUAGGUUGUUGCAUUUACAAAAGCAGUUUGUUUUCAUGUGUACUAUCUAUGUACAGUGCCUGGCAUAAUAAGUCUUGUCGCUUAUCAAAGUUAUAGGAACAAUAAAUAACUUC